AUGUGUAAAAAGAAAGUUCGUAUUAGGGGGGAGGAGUACAUAGAUAGUCGUAGUAGUAAUAAUCUAUUAGUCAUUAUGGAAGAUAUAUUCAAAGGAAUAGUUGAUGAUGAAAGAGCUGGUUUGGUUAUAUCAAACUUGUUAUUACUCAAUGACUUUUUAGAUUCGGUCAACAUUGAAAUUAAUGAAAAGGGUUGGUCUUUAACUGGAUUUGAUCGUAUUUAUCUAACAUGUUCAUUUGUGUUUAUAAAAGCAUCACAAGUACUUUAUAUUGAUGUUAGAUUAGAGAGAUCAAUGUUUACCGAUUAUCAUAUUUUGAAACCAGUAUUGUUUGUUUUAAAAGUAGAUAUGAUUCACAAGGUUUUAAAAAAGGUUGGAAAAGUUGAAAAAAUUGCUUUCAAGUAUCCAGGUGAUAAAUUAGAAUUGAUUAUAUUUAAUCCAUCUGGUUUUAUUACACAUCAUUCUUUUCCAGAAAUGAUUUUACAAUCUCCUGAUCAAUACAAGGAUCCAGAUUUUAAAUAUGAAUGUGAAAUACUUUUACCAUGUAUAUUAUUUAAAAAUAUUAUAGGUGAAUUAAAAUCAUUUGGUGAUAAUAGAUUAUGGUUAAAAGUUGAUGAAAAUAGUUUAUGUUUUGAAGCCAAUGAUAGUAUUGUAAAAUCAAGUAUGACUUUGCAUAAAAAUAUUAUUCAUUAA
Cavenderia fasciculata is the source of this 690-nucleotide messenger RNA. Its product is annotated as proliferating cell nuclear antigen family protein. Lineage: Eukaryota; Evosea; Eumycetozoa; Acytosteliales; Cavenderiaceae. The record is from RefSeq and is a predicted model, not a curated record. Gene Ontology annotation, molecular function: DNA polymerase processivity factor activity; DNA binding. Gene Ontology annotation, cellular component: PCNA complex. The transcript is spliced from 9 exons. Gene Ontology annotation, biological process: leading strand elongation; regulation of DNA replication; translesion synthesis. The coding region runs from base 1 to 690 and encodes 229 amino acids.